This is a messenger RNA of Musa acuminata AAA Group (dessert banana), 1250 nucleotides long. Its product is annotated as protein SODIUM POTASSIUM ROOT DEFECTIVE 3-like. The transcript is spliced from 3 exons. The record is from RefSeq and is a predicted model, not a curated record. Gene Ontology annotation, molecular function: metal ion binding. Bases 524 to 1045 code for a protein of 173 amino acids. Lineage: Eukaryota; Viridiplantae; Streptophyta; Magnoliopsida; Zingiberales; Musaceae.
GCUAAAUAAUCAUAUCAUAGACUUGUUUGACUGAUGUUGUGGAAAUCAUGAGCUUCAAAGAUGGCAUAUGACACACAAAAUCUUAUCUGUUCCGGCUAGUACAGUAAUAAGGUAAUGGAUAAGGUGGUGUUCAUCGAAUCUGAUACUUACUCUGCUGCGAUGCUGAAGCAGAGCACGCUCCAAUGAAUAAGGUUUUGCUCUGUUCUUCCUUCAGUUGAGAUCACGUGAGGGAAGAACAGCUUCUGCAUGUGGGAAGUAGUCGAUGAUUGUUUAUUCCUGUCGCUGCAAGGAAUGUCGGAUCUCGCCAGCUUGGUAAGGAGCUGCUCUGUGUUGUUUGGGUAGCCGUUUGACUGGUCUCUAUGAAGCCAUUGCAUUCGAAUCCGAGAGUGUGAUGAACACGUCGAUUGAUUUGAUCUCUGUCAUGCAUCUUUGAUCUUUCUUCUUUCUAUCUUCUGUUCAAGCUUAUAAGGACACAAUCACAAUCUCUCUCUCUCUCUCUCUCUCUCUCUCUCUCUCUAGUACUAUGGCUCCUCUGUUCUCAUGUGCAUCCCCAGCAACUCACCUGAGAACUCUGAUGAGAAAUCCACGGCGAGGAAAGCUUGCUCUCACAAGGACGAAAUCUCGAAUCCAAAAGAGUAGGAAAAGCUUGAGGAAACCUACUGAUAACGAUGACGACGCUUUCCCCGGCGAGGAGACUGCGCCUCUUCUCUCGGCAGACCGGUCAUCGCCUGAGGUUACCAAGAAAGAUGAACCUGCUGUCUUCGGACUGCCAUCUUCUACUGCGUCAAAAGAACAGGUUGUGCAUUUGAGAGUGGCUUUGCAUUGCAAAGGCUGUGAAGGGAAGGUCAGGAAGCACAUCUCCAAGAUGGAAGGUGUGACAUCGUUCGACAUAGAUUUUGAAGCGAAGAAGGUGACGGUGGUCGCAGCAGUGACGGCGUCGGGAGUUCUAAACAGCAUCUCCAAGGUCAAGAAUGCUCAGCUCUGGCCUUCGUCGCCGCCAUUCUUGCCAUCAUCAUCGUCGUCAUCUUGCUUUCAUGGGACCUAAUUGUUCCUUUCCUCUCUGUUUUUGGUAAUGCCAAUUACCGUGGCUUGUGAGUCUCUGUAGAAGUAAGAACUGGAGUGAAGAACUCCGCAAAUGGUGAGCUCAACAUUGUUGUCCCUUCUUCUUCAUGCAUGUAAACCUGCAGCCGAGCCAGACCAAUUCAAAGGCACCUCCAUUGCCAAACCUUCCAUCAAUGACAACCUUGGAU